AUGGUCGGCUUGGGACUGGAGGAUGGGCGCAUUGAUGGGAGCAAGGUGAUGCAAGAUGAACAAGCCCGCCGCGAGGCAAUGAGACGUGUUAAAGAAGCAGACAAAGAGCUAUUUAAUGAAAUCCUGAACCGUUAUCCCCCGAGACAGAAGCGACUGCUGGAAAAGUUUGUAGCGGGCGAUACCGAAGAAUCUCAAAUUGAUCACUUCAAUGAGCCUGCAAAAGACGCAGACAAAGAAAAAUUACCUGGCGCUAUAGAGAACCUCAUUCCGAUUGAUCUGGAGAUCUUCAAUGAUAAGGAGAAAAAAGAUCGAGUUGAGGUAUUUUACAACUGGGGCCAGAAUAUCCUCAAUGGCCCGUUGUAUACUUGUAUUCCCAAGACAGUCGUUGGAGUACAAGCCAUUGUCGGCCUUGCAAAGAGCCUCAAAUGCGGUCUUCGUGUCUCUGGGUACCGGCAUUCAUGGUCAUCAAUUUUUGGCCGUGACAAGAGUGAGGAUAAGCCGUUCAUUCUGAUCUCACUCCUUAGAUUGGAUAGAGCAAUUCUGGGAGCCCAAGCAAAUCAAGAGGCUCUAGGACACUGGAAAGACUAUAAGAUUGAGCUAAACAAGAUUGAGGUGCUUCAGUCGACCACACAUAUCUCUUCCAACCAAGCUCUUGUUCGCAUAGGCUGUUCUGCUACCAAUGAGGACCUGCGAAGGUGGUGUCUAGAGAACAAGCUCCUAACCUUGCCGUUGAAUGUGAUCAUGGUUGCGAUUACUCUUGGGGGAAGCAAUGCUCCCAUUUGCCAUGGCGCUGGCAUUAAGCAAAAAACACUCAGUGAUCUUGUUUAUGCUGUGGAAUAUGUUGAUGUGAACGGCAAGUGUCAGAAAAUAACACAGGAUCAAAAGGAGUUUCUUUCUGUUGCUAGUGGAUGCUUUGGGCUGCUAGGGGUUGUCACUCACCUUACGCUUGUUUUGGAUAAGAUGAGCUAUGCUGCCAUGAAACCCUUGAAACUGCCUGUUAUCGAAGCUAUCCCACCCCCAGAAGAUAUGGUGAAAGAUUUGCCGAAGGCGCUGAAAGAGAAAUAUGACAAAUACAAGCCAGACCAAAUUAAGACAUUCGUGAAAAAUUUCGAGGACCGUGCGAUGAAGGAAUAUUACGCCGAGUGGUUCUGGUUUCCACUCCAUGACAAAAUCUGGAUCAACACAUGGUCUCAGAUAAAAGACCCGGUUUCCGUUAAGGAUUAUCCUGAUGAGAAUGAGAUAAAGAAACAAGUGAAAGAAACAUUUUCGCUUGAGUUGUUACAAGAAUUCUUUCGGGGGGACAGGAAGAUGUCAGCCGAGGAUGCAACAAAGUUGAUCUCUACGAUGGGCAUGGAUGCAUUGCCCACUGACAUCACGAUUGAAACCUGGCUUCCAAACGCUCUUCAUUUUCGACGUGGUAUCCAGAACAUUCGGGUUCGAGAUAUCGAAGUUGAAAUACCCCUUCCCGAGUUGGGAACGGGCUCGAAUGUCCCCGACUUUGCCAUUGUCCGAAAGGCCUGGUGGCAGGCAAUUCUUCUGACAUACAAGGAAAUCAAAACAUGCCCGUUGCGGAUGCCCCUUGAAAUGCGCAUCAUGGGAAGCAGUGACGUUUUAAUGGCACCACAGCGCGGGAAUAAGUUAGGAACUUGUGCUAUAGAGGUUUUGACUCCGCGAUUCAUGGAAGCCGAAUGGCACGGCUUUGCGCAGGAAAUGAUUGACAAAUGGAUGACACUCAGGGACUGGAAAGGCAAAAAGCUUAACAUUCGUCCCCAUUUUGCGAAGGAAUGGGAAGCAUUCCAAGUUGACGGUCAGCCAUGGCCAAAGUAUCUGAAAGAGAAGAGCUGCCACGAAGAAACUGCUAAGUUCAUUUCAAUCUUCAAACAAAUUGCUACGAAACAGGGAUGGUCAGUUAAUGACGCUCAGCACAUGUUCUCUAAUCGGUUACUUGAUACAUUAUUCUUCGAUAUUACGCAUCAUUAA
Messenger RNA from Uncinocarpus reesii 1704, 1980 nucleotides. RefSeq lists its product as uncharacterized. NCBI's taxonomy places the organism in Eukaryota, Fungi, Ascomycota, Eurotiomycetes, Onygenales, Onygenaceae. Gene Ontology annotation, molecular function: D-arabinono-1,4-lactone oxidase activity; FAD binding. Gene Ontology annotation, cellular component: mitochondrion. Bases 1 to 1980 code for a protein of 659 amino acids. The transcript is spliced from 7 exons. The record is from RefSeq and is a predicted model, not a curated record.